GAUACCAUGGCAAACUUAGGUACAAGAAAUUGAACGGAGGAAAACUGUUUAGCAGGAAGAACAAUGCACUGAAGAUGUCGAUUUCUGGAUCUCCAUCUAAAAUAAAUGUGAAAAAAGGGCGAGAUCCUUUGGCCAAUCGCAGACGAUGUGUCCGGGGACUGUCCACUCCACAGAUAUCUGGGUUCUAUCUGAUUGGCGUUUGGAACUCUCUCGUCUGUGAGAACAGACAUUUCUCCAGCCAGGCCGGCUGGCAGCAAUGUCUGAAGGGGAAAACUCUGCAUUUCAUGGGGGACUCUACCAUACGGCAAUGGUGGGAACAUUUCGUCAGAAUCAUGAUAAUGAAAGAAACACAUAUUCCUGAGGCCUUACACACAACUGGACCAUUGCUCGCCCGAGAUACUGUUAAUAACAUAACGGUAAACUUUCGGAUGCACGGACCGCCUCUUCGUGGUUCCAUUGGGACGUUUCUCCUGAAGUACGUCACAAACAUCAUCGACGAAAUUGAUGGAGGACCGAACGAUGUGGUUGGUAUCACCAUGUGGGCACAUUUUACUUCGUACCCUGUGGAGGUCUACAGGAAAAGAAUGGAAGCCGUCCGUGCUGCCAUAGAACGUUUACUACACAGGAGCCCUGAAACCCUUGUGGUCAUCAAGUCGGCAAACACGAACAUAGGCAAUGAGCUUAUCUCCGGGGAUUGGUUGGCACACAAGCUGGACUUGACAAUGAGAGAAAUGUUCCGCGGGAUGAACGUUGUUCUUGUAGAUGCUUGGGAAAUGACCAAUGCACAGCACUGGCACAAGGAAUACAUUCACCCAGCCCAGGACAUCGUCGUACAAGAACUAGAGUUCCUUUGUUCUUUUAUUUGUCCUUUGUGAACCUGUUUGAUGUUCUGGCCAGCUGUGUGACAUCAUCCUACACUGAGUCCAGGCAGACUUGUCGUUCGUCUGACAACCGUCACGUGGCGCUUUGUACAUGUACAUGAUCCUAAAGUUUCCUUGCAAUUUGCAUUGCAGCAUUGUUUCGCUAGACGCCCGUAUUGAAUAACUUCAAUGUGACUAAAUUUUGCAUAUGUAGGUUUAGUAUGGAACUAAAAAUAAGUUUUGUUUUCUGUUUGAUAUAUGUUUGGCUAUUUUGAAACAGAGUUGUAGAUUUCUGCUCCUUUGUUACUUGUAAACAUUUCUGUAACGUUUUCGUAUUUCAAAAGUUAACAUGUUUUUCCGCUUCUAUUUUAAGCCUGGGUUCCAUCCAUUUACUGGGCCUGCCAUACUUCCCUAACCAACUUAAGUUUCGUGAACCCGGUUUAACUAACUAGGAUGGCACCCAGGGUACUCCAACUAUUACAGUUAAAACAAAAGUCACUUCAACACGUGAGCUACCAAAGCAUUCAAGUCAACUCCUUUUAUUCAGUAAAAUAGACCCUCUGUACACUGCAUCUAGUAGUGUUAGGCAGAGCUGGGAAAAAGAUUCCUCCUAAUAUACAAACAAUGGGACAAAAGCACAAUCCAUGUGAGCUGUCUGUUCAAAACACCCUCAGUUGACUUUUUGUGAAAAAUACACUAUAUGGAUAAUUAUCAUACACAUAUAUCACAAUGUUAACAGAAAUGCAUGUCUUAUAUGACACAUGAGUUGCAUUACUUAAGAGUUAAGUAGGGGUACUCGUCUCAGCAAGAACAAACAAAAGUGUUGAUAAAUAGAGUUGAAUCUAUGUACAAGGUAUAACGAAAAAA
Molecule: messenger RNA, 1727 nt
Organism: Branchiostoma floridae (Florida lancelet)
Lineage: Eukaryota; Metazoa; Chordata; Leptocardii; Amphioxiformes; Branchiostomatidae
Product: NXPE family member 3-like
Exons: 3
Coding region: 75-875 (266 amino acids)
Source: RefSeq, a predicted model, not a curated record